Messenger RNA from Mesorhabditis belari, 1902 nucleotides. NCBI's taxonomy places the organism in Eukaryota, Metazoa, Nematoda, Chromadorea, Rhabditida, Rhabditidae. The record is from the annotation of a GenBank genome assembly.
AUGUUUGUGCAUCGUGCAUUGAGUCCACCACAAAUGAGCAACGCUUUCACGCGAAGUCUCUCGAGAUUAUCGAGGCGACGAAAGAAACGACCACAACUUACAGCAAUUGAAGAACAUCAUUCCGAACCUGAGCCUGCACCAAUUGUUGUGUGUCACUCAAUCGACACUGCCAGUGACGCCUACGAGAUCGAACAACAACGAAAGAGAGGCCUCUUCGUGCGCGGGAUGGACCGUUUACGGCGUUCGAUCCGGCACUCACUCCGACGGAAGAAAAGCCCCGAAAGAACGGCUGCUGAACUCGUACAACAAAGCUCAUCGCAACCUAAAUCAGAGCUCUGGCAACCGGAUGAGGGUGCCGUACGAGCUGGAGUAUGCAGUUUUCAUGUAAAAUAUUUGGGUGCUGUCGAGGUGUUUGAGUCGAGAGGAAUGCAAGUGUGUGAAGGAGCGCUUAAAUUGCUCAGGAGCCAAAAACGGCGACCAGUGAAAGCAGUUUUGUAUGUAUCGGGUGACGGGUUGAGGGUUGUCGAUCAAGAGAACAAUCGAGGGCUUCUCGUCGAUCAAACUAUUGAAAAGGUUUCAUUUUGUGCUCCUGAUCGAAACAAUGAUCGGGGUUUCGCGUAUAUUUGUCGAGACGGCGCAACAAGGCGAUGGAUGUGCCACGGAUUUCAGGCGUCAAAAGAAUCGGGUGAACGGCUGUCACAUGCUGUUGGAUGUGCUUUCGCCGUUUGUUUAGAGAAAAAGAAGAAAAGAGAUGAAGAAACGGCACAAGCGGUAAAGGGAAUGGCCGAGAAAGCGCUCAAUCCCGAUUGGGAGGAUCAGAAGAGCCCAUCCAAUGGAACUCCCGUGCACUCAAAUGGUCCAACGCCGUCAACGUCGACGAAUAGUUUCCAAAAAGGCGUCAAUCCGGCCUAUAAUUCGUUUAGAAAAGUGCCAAUGAGCGAACGAUUGCAAGACCCGCAAACGGCAAUUGUCACCUCCAGUACUUCGAAUCCAGACAAACUAGGGCCACUCUCCAACAUCGCUAAGCCUCGUCCCGUCGCCAAUCCGCAACUCUUCCAGAGACAGGGUUCUUUACGCGCUCCCGAACCGACGGCGAAUUUCCGGCGACAGUAUUCGUUGCGACCAUUGAACGGAGUCAGCCUCGACUCUACGAUACUCAAGACUGGAACCGGCGUCUCGUUGUUCAAUGAACCGAUUUAUGAGGGAGAUGAGGAGCAGAAUCGACCGACGACGAUGAAUGGUCAAAUUCCCCAUUUGGCGAACAGUUCAGGAUCUUUCUGGCAACAACAGCAACAACAAGGCACAUCAAUCUCUUCAUCAACAGUGAAUUCCCCUCGAGGCCAUCCAGCUUUUGUCGAUCCAUUGGCCACUCCAUCAGUCCCACAAAGCUGGAUCAACCCAGAGUCGACUGGUUCCUCUCAAAAUGAGCUCGUCUCGAUUAAUCAGGAUUCCUGGGCUGAAAUGAACGGUCCAACAAAGAAGAAAGCUGAUGAUUGGCUGGAAAACGCGUUAAGGAACAUCAACAUCUCACCGACUGCAGCUGUGCAAGCGCCACAACCGCUACAACAGAAUGGAGUAAAUGGACAUGCACAGGCUUCGAUGCUGAUAGGCUUCACCAACUACGGAUCUCAUUACGCGCCACCACCUGGAAACAACCCAGCCCCAACCCCGCCACCAAUUCCAGCUAGACCCGCUAUUUCGAAAGAUGCAAUCCGUUUGCUCACUUCACAGCCUUCACAACCAAAAAUUCCUCAAAACGUUGAUGAUUUCGGGCAACAGCGAUGGGAAAGUCCAGAAACCGUUCAAUGGGAACAUCCACCGCAAAAAGCACAGAUCAACCAAGCCGAUGACCCGUUCGAUGUACAGUGGAGUCAAGUGGCACUGGGUCAACAAGUGAAUACG